AGUCACUACCCUAAAUUAAGGGAAAUUGCAGGGAAAAAUAAUACAUACAGUGGGAAAUUGUUUUGUCAAAAGUUAAAAUAAAAGUUAUAGCUUUUUUUCAUUAGGAAUCAAAUUACCUAUCAAUAGAUUACUUCAGUAUAAUUAAAAUAAUCUUAGUUAGGUUUAAGCUAACCUGUAUUCUUAGUUAUAUUUUGAUUAAAAAUUGUUGCUCAGGUUUUUGUCAGAGAUGUGGAGUGGAUUCCAAUUGUGUCGUUGUAAACAACCUCUGAAAGCUGCACAAAACAAACUUUUGGCUUGUGGCACAAGAUAUGGCUUAAACUCUUCAAACUUACUUACUAGACAACUCUAUACACCAUUAAGAAAUGGACACAGUAACAAACUACAAUCUAGGAUAAGUGAGCUGCUAAAAUCAAAUAAGAUUUUUGUAAGGUUGAAUUCAUCCACACAAAAGCCAGCAUCUUCUAAAAUGGUAGGCUACUGGCUGCUGGGUUGCAGCGGCAUGGUGUUCACAGCAGUUGUCCUAGGUGGAGUGACGAGACUCACAGAGUCUGGUCUGUCGAUGGUGACAUGGAAACUGCUCGGAGAAAAACUACCCAGAACUGAAGAGCAGUGGCAGGAGGAAUUCGAAAAAUAUAAACAGUAUCCAGAGUUUAAAUACAAGAACCACAGCAUGAGCCUGUCGGAGUUCAAGUGGAUCUGGUGGAUGGAGUACGCGCACCGCACGUGGGGGCGCGCCAUCGGCCUCUGCGUGCUCGGGCCCGCCGCCGCGCUGGCACUGGCCGGCCGUCUGCCCGCCGCCAUGCGCCCGCGCGUGGCGGUCUACUGCGCACUGGUGGCCGCGCAGGGUCUGAUGGGGUGGUACAUGGUGAAGUCGGGGCUAGAGGACCGGUUCGAGGGCCCGGCGGACGUGCCGCGCGUGUCGCAGUACCGGCUGGCGGCGCACCUGAGCCUGGCGCUGCUGCUGUACGCGGGGCUGCUGGCGGGCGCGCUGCGGCUGCUGCGCCCCCCUCCCGCCCCCGCCGCCCUCGCCGCCCCCACACCCGCGCUGCCCCGCGGCCUGCGCUCCAUCUUCGCACUGGCGCACGCCGUCAAGGCUAUGGUGUUCUUCACGGCGGUGUCCGGCGCGUUCGUGGCCGGGCUGGACGCGGGGCUGGUGUACAACUCGUUCCCCAAGAUGGGUGACCGCUGGGUGCCCGAAGAGGUGCUGGCGCUGCGGCCGGCCGCCCGCAACCUGACGGAGAACCCCGCGACCACGCAGCUGCAGCACCGCGCGCUGGGCGUCGCCACACUCGCCGCCGCCACCGCCGCGGCCGCGCACGCCGUCACCCGCCGCGCGCCCCUCCCCCCCGCCGCCAGGAGACUCGCCGUCGCCGUCGGCGCCCUCGCCUGGCUCCAGGUGUCGCUGGGCGUGGGCACGCUGCUGUGCUACGUGCCCACGUGGCUGGCGGCCGCGCACCAGGCCAACUCGCUGGCGCUGCUCGGCGCCGCCGUGUGCCUCACGCACGAGGUCAAGCUGCUCAGGUACAUACCCAAGUAGCCGCACACCACACUGCACCACACCACACCACACCACACCACCGCCUCCCUACACCCGUCUUGAUGUAAUCGGCGCUCUCGGGUGGCCGCAGCGGCGUAUCCCCUUCCAAGAUUAGUCAUUGUUAUAAAAUUUGAACUUAUUAUCGACAUUCUUAAUGAAAAAUGCUUAAAAAAUCCACUCUGCCCUGAGGUUAUCAGAGAUGGAACUCGAACGCCCGAUCUUGCUCUAACCGCAGAGAUAUCCAGGACCUCGCAGGCCUGACGAAUCUUGCGAGCACUUUUUUCUUUUUCGUAUUUCACCAACGUUACAAUUCACCCAAAAAGCCGAAAGAAAUAUUAUUACAAAUAUUUUAAACUUUCGAUUGAGAUGAAAAUUUAUUAUAAUCGUUAUAUUUUUAAGCAUUUUUCAUUAAGAAUAUUACCCAAUAUAGCAAUGUGUAUGCAAAAUUAAUCAAAUAUAAUUACCAUCGACAUACAACGUCGAUUGGAAAAAUUUAAUCUGUUACGGUACCUUAUUACGCCGUCCCCUAUGCUUCGCUUCCGAAUUGCCCCAGAAUAAAUGAGACCAUCACCGAAACGAUAGAUAUAUUAUUGUGUAUAUGCUCGUUUUUGGAAUACCAAAAGUAUUCCAUGAGAGUUUCCUUCCUGAUUUCCUGUAGACCGAAGUCGCCUCCUCCCAGUCUCCUAGUUGACUCGACCUCACCUACCCUUAAAUACUGUCACAAGAUGUAAUUUUGUUAUAAUCCUAACUGAUACUGACGGUGUCGCGCUUAUAUCUCCUCUUCAACCGUUCUUUCCUCCUUCAUGAGUAUUAUAGAAUAAGUUUAAAUAAUGUUAUAUUUUUUUAUGACAACACAUUCAGUUCUUAUAAUAUUGUAUAAAGCUGUAGAUUUUUUAGUUUUAUUUAAUCUACCGUCGGAACAUAUUAUUUUUGCAUUUAUCUUUUGUGUAUAUUUAUGUGAAACUGUGCAUUAGUUGUAAACACAUUCAUAUGUAGUACGUAUACCGACUGAUUUAUUUGUUACUAAUUAAGAUGGUUAAUGUAUAAUAAGAAAAAUACAGAUUAAAAGGUUAUUCACAAAGUGAUUUUAUUUUGAAAAUUUUAAAAUGCUAAUAUUGCUUACACACUGAAAAACAUUAUUUACAUAGUUUAUGUGAAGCCUACGUGUCGACACGUGGCGGGUCGGGCCCCGCCCCGCCGCGGAGACGCGACCAGUGAUGUUCCACUCAGACUGACACUUGUUUAUAUUAUCUAUAUGUAAAACCCCAAUAUUGAAGGGAAUUGUAAAAUAUAAAAUAGUCAUUGACUGUAGUACCAUUAACACGAACAACCAUCGAACUCAUAACCAGCCAAAUAUCUGUAUUACCACGUGAAUGCAAUAAAUAAUUUAAUUGAAUGGCGCUGUGCAAAUACAUAUAUCGAUAGAAAAACAUUUGCAUACUUGCGUUCCAUACAAAUCGGAUUCGAAUUCAACAAUUUUUUGUGUUGAAAGUACUGUAGAUCGAAAAGCAUCAAGUGAAAUAUUUGUGAAACAAAUUAAAAAAAAAUAAAAUUACGAUUAACUCGAUUAUAAUUAUUGGUUUGUACACGACGUCCGCCAUUUUGAGUAAACAGCUGUUGCAGAAAGUCGCGUCUCCAUAGCAACGACGGUGAGUGCACCAUAAACAUAAAUAUUAACAUAACAUCUGAUAUCUGCGUUGUCUCGUGCGUGAUUCACAUUUAUAUAGAUAUAUAGUUGGACAAACAGAUGCGUAAAUAGUUUUGAAACAUUACGUUCGAAUACAAUUUUUAUUUUAUUGAAAUAGACUUUGCUUUCGCAAGUUGAUCCAAUUUAAUUUUAAGCGAAUGUUUCAAUACUUUUUAAUUUAUACACUUAAUCAAACAACAUUAAGAUUUAAAACUAAUACAAUUAAAAAAACACGCAAUUCUGAAAUCAGAGGUGUUACAUAAUUUUAGAAUACCUGAUAAUUUUACUUAAUUAUUGGUUCGCCAAGCAAGCCUACACAAUCGGCAAAUAUAUUAUAAAGGUAGAUGUUUGUAUCACAUUGGUACGUCACGGUUUCAUUCUCUAUAUCUAUUGAUAGAUGACGCUAGUGUCUUAACGAUAGGACAGUGAAAUAUUCAAUUCAGUUACAUGGACUGGUUUUGCGCUUACAAUCAAUACACGGUCGUAUCUAGAGAUAUACCGCAGGUGGGACCUACCUCUAGUCAGGGUCGGCAACUCAUAUGACAUUAUACACUAUCGCCAUCUACCUACCUACAACCAACAUAAUAAACCACGUUAACAAUGUGAAAAUGAUACUCGCCGAAUUGCAGCAGUUAGUUCAGGGAGUAUCAUAGACAAGUGUUUUAUAAUUUUUCUACAUAUAUUUUUUGAGCAAUCACGUGUUAUCAAUAGACAAUCAAGAUGAUAUUAUCGCAGUAAGUUUAAAUUUGAAAUAUAAACUAGUCGUAUAUAUCGAUAUCAAAUAUAAUAAAACCGAUGAGAAUUCUAUGUAAGCUGAUGUUAUUCGUACACCGUUACAGUCCGGCAAAUCGACACGAAGACCUAUGUAGUGUGUAGCCCUAUUUAACUUUAUUAUUAAACAACGGUUACAGCUCCGCAGUUGCGCAGUGAAUUUGUUAUUACCUAUCUAUCUACAUACAUGUUCGCGUACAAUCACCGGCGGCCACCAGAUGGCACGUUGACACCGGCCGCUAUAUUUAACAUAACAUUUAACAUACACACAGGGUUUAAGUUAUUAUACAUUUUUGUGAGCAAUCCCAAUAGACAGCUCACCCUGAAUACACAUAUUUAUACUGUAUUUAUUUUUUUAAUGUACUUAUACCAGAAAGUUAUAGUGAACGCCAUCUAGCGUUGAACGACGACAACUACUUUAGAAGCACAAAAAAAGACACACAAUUCUGGAAAUAUUCCAAUACGAGACAGUUAUGUGCUGUAAAAUAAUUUGUAAUCUAAAACGAAACGUAAAUUUGGAUAUUACCCGUAUAUGUUGUUGGUCGCAACUAUUGCGUACAAUUAAAUUUCAAUGCAUCGAUAUGGUUUAUUGUAGCGAAUGAUUGUGCUCAUGUUUCGUAUUGCGAUUGAUAUAAUAAAGGAAAUGCCGCAACCACACAUCGCGAGCCCCACAUUAGCACCAUACGAUAAUUCAUAAAUGUAUAAAACCAGUAAAACACUAGCAUUUUUGAACAUAAAUCAUAACGCAAGUUUCACAAUUUUUCAAAGAUAUGUUUUGAUUGUUUACAAUAGUUCUUUUUGAGAUCCCUACGAAAUAAUGUUAUACGACUUACUAUAAUGUUAGAAUAAAAUUAUUGUGCAACUAAUACUUAUUCAAAUAUUAAUAUUAUGUGUAAAAGAAAUUAACAACGCAAACAUUACCAGUUUUCCAGUCCGUUAUAUACGUCAUAAUCGAACCAUUAACUAAACAUAAAUAAAACUUUAAUAUAAAUACGAACUAAUUACAUCUCCUAUUUCAGUAUACACUACUGAUUUUUAUAUUGUAAGUAUAAAUUAGUAAGUUAUACAAUAUUAUAUAUAUCUUCAGUAUACUGAAACAUCUAUAACUGUAGAAAAUAGGUACAACAUAAGUGUUUGUAACUCAACCAAAAAGGUAUUUUAUAAUGCAAAUUAGCGCACUACUUAAUUUUACGUAGAAAUUGUUUCACUUUCGCUAUUUACUUUAGAACAGCAAAUUUACAUGAUGAGUCAACAUCUUCUACAUAGUAUGCUUCGUCUGUACCACGAUCAGGGCACAAAGUAAUAUUAGUGUUCUUCCUUACACAAUAUACAAUAUCAUUGCAGUUUUUGUAAAACUCCAAUCUCAUAUUUUACGUGAAAUAUGGCAACAUACAUGUUUUAAUCAUAAGUACAGUCUAUCUCUUUUUUUAGAGCAGAUAGAGAGAAUACUUUGUCAGUGCAUUUCUUUAAAACGUUUAUUUGACAAUUUAUAUAGUAUUUACUACCUAUCCAGAAAGAGAAGUACUGUUCUUUAUUAUACAAGCAUUGUCGAAAUUUAGCACAAUGCUUUAAUAUAUUAUUAUGUUCUCAUUAAAAUAUACUCUGCGAACGAUAUUAACAUCCAAUAUGUUACAAGAAAUAUAGCCUUAAUCAAACUUAUCAACUAGCGAUAAAAAUACAAUUUCCAUGUACAUACAUUUGUAGUUCCAGUUCAAAUGAAUUCUACUAGAAAAUAACGAGAGAUUUCCAAAAACAAAAUUCUCAACCUCGAUAAAGAAAUAGUAAAAAAAAAAUUAUAUAUACAUAACAAUAAUUGUAAAAAUAUAAAGCGACAAUUUAACCCACAGAUAUUGUUUAUAGACUGACAGAUCUUGAUCAAAAAUACAUUUAAAACCAAAUAUUAUUAAGUUGGCACACCUUCGACAAUUGCCUAAAGAGGAAUGAUAAAAACACGGAAAUAUUAAAAUUAAUUCUUGAACCAGAACUAUUAUCAAUCUUAUAUUCCGAGUGUUUAGGUAGAAAAUUGAACUGACCAUUCGCUCAUAUCUAUCAUGACAAAAUUACAACUCACAAAAAUUCAUACAUUCUGUAUUAGUAUGGCAGUGUAGCUUUCUUUUUUAAUAUUAUUAACAGAAAAAAAUAAUCAUUACCAGUACGCAAUGUCUUCGUUAUUUCUUUAAUUAUUUAUAUAUUUAGAUUUCAAUGUUAAAAUUUACAAAAAAGAAAUUGUAGAUAUACGUAUUGAUAAAAACUUUCAUCAACUGGGUACAGUAGAUAUAUCAUCUACAUAUUUUAGUUAAAAUAGUGAGAAAUAACAUGAAUUUGCCGCCGUAACAGACACAUUAUUAAAUUUUGCGUGCUGACUACAAUAUUUUCCUGUAUAAUAAGAAUAUUAUUAUCUAUUAUAUUAAAUAUAUUUGCACAUCCUUACCAUUUCUUUCAAUAUAGAAAUGUUAAAUAACUAUAUAUAAGGUUUCAGUUUAAUUUUCUACCUGUCAGCAGGCAGCCGUUCACUGUGUGUGUAUGUAUAUACAAUACUUAGCCUCUGUCUCUAAUCUCCGUCUAUUAUAAAAUCUCACAUUAACUGUUAUGGCAGCGGCAGGUAAUAAACGACCAGGUCUAUUGUAUGUAUACAAGUGUAAUCGUCAUUAUAUUAUAUGCAUUAAUGUAUAAUUAAACUACCCGCACAAUUUAAAUAUAA
Messenger RNA from Diatraea saccharalis (sugarcane borer), 6696 nucleotides. NCBI's taxonomy places the organism in Eukaryota, Metazoa, Arthropoda, Insecta, Lepidoptera, Crambidae. The record is from the annotation of a GenBank genome assembly.